UGUUGUUUGUUUAGUUUUACUGUUUGUAAGUAAAAAUAGUGAAAUGGCAGAAGCCAGUAUUUCAGUGGUUCAGGAUCAGUUCAGCUGUUCAAUCUGUCUGGAUCUACUGAAGGAUCCAGUGACCAUUCCCUGUGGACACAGUUACUGUAUGAGCUGUAUUACAGACUGCUGGGAUCAAGAUGAUCAGAAGAGAGACUACAGCUGCCCUCAAUGCAGACAGACCUUCACUACAAGACCUGUUUUAUAUAAAAAUGUGGUGUUUGCUCAGAUGGUGGAGAUGCUGAAGAAGACAAAACUCCAAACUGAUCAACCUUCUCUCAGUUAUGCUGAAGCUGGAGAUGUGAAGUGUGACGUCUGUACUGAGAGAAAACACAAAGCUGUCAAGUCCUGUCUGGUGUGUCUGAACUCUUACUGUCAAAAUCAUCUUGAACAACAUGAGAAUUUAUUCAAAGGCAAGAGACACAACCUGAUAGACGCCACUGGACGACUUCAGCAGAUGAUCUGCCCACAACAUGAGAAACUUUUAGAGAUUUACUGUAAAACUGAUCAGCUCUGUAUAUGUUAUCUGUGUAUGGUGGAUGAACACAAUGAACAUAAGACUGUAUCAGCUGCAGCAGAGAGGACUGAAAAACAGAAAGAACUGAAGGAGACGCAGAUAAAAUAUCAGCAGAGAAUCCAGGAGAGUCAGAAGAAGCUUCAGGAGCUGAGAGAUGUUGUGAAGACUCAUAAGCGCUCUGCACAGACAGCAGUGGACGACACUGAGAGGAUCUUUACUCAACUGAUCCGAUCCAUUAAGAGAAGACGAUCUGAGGUGACACAGCUGAUCAGAGAUCAGGAAAAGACUGCAGUAAGUGAAGCUGAAGGACUCUUGAAGCGACUGGAGCAGGAGAUUGAUGAUCUGAGGAGGAGAGACGCUGAGCUGGAGCAGCUUUCACACACAGAUGAUCACAUCCAUUUCCUCCAGAGUUUUCAGUCUCUCUCUGUUCCUCCUGGAUCUUCAGACUCACUCAGCAUCACUGUCAGCUCUCUCAUCUCUUUUGAUGAUGUAGGAAAAUUUGUGUCUUAUCUGAGAGAGAAACUGAAGGAUUUCUGUAGAGAAGAGAUAGAGAAGAAAUAUGAUAAAAAAUAUCACUCACUGAUUCUGAAUGAAUAUUUUUUCAACAUAGUUACUCCUGAACCUGAGACCAGGGAGCAGUUCCUAAAAUAUUAUCAUCACUUCACUGCAGAUCCAAACACAGCACAUAAACGUCUCCGUCUGUCUGAGGGGAACAGAGUGAUUAUUUACACUUACACAGACCAGCCGUAUCGUCAUCAUCCAGACAGAUUUGAUGGUUAUCCUCAGGUGUUGUGUAGUGAGAGUUUGAGUGGACGCUGUUACUGGGAGGUUGAGUGGAGUGGUGAUGUGUUUAUAUCAGUGUCAUAUAAGAGCAUCAGCAGGAAGGGAGAGGGUAAUGAGUGUUUGUUUGGAUAUAAUGAUCAGUCCUGGAGUUUGCGCUGCUCUGACUCCAGUUGUUUAUUUAAGCACAAUAACAUUGUAACUAAACUCCCUGUAGUGUCCAGAUCUUCUAGAAUAGGAGUUUAUGUGGAUCACAGUUCAGGAUCUCUGUCCUUCUACAGCGUCUCUGACACAAUGACCCUCAUCCACAGAAUCAACACCACAUUCACUAAACCUCUCUAUCCUGGGUUUUGGGUUUUUCUUGGAUCAGUGAAUCUGUGUGAUCUAACAAUAUAGAUGAGACAGAGAGUUUACAAAUAAUUUUGUUAUAUUAGAAGUCUGAACAUGAUGAAUCAACCACAAAGAAAUAAUAAGUCUUGAUUUACUAAUCAGCAAUUUUAAAUAACUGAUUGUAAUGUUAUAUUUUAAUAAUUGUAUUUUGUACAGUAGUUAUUCACAGUUAAUGU
Misgurnus anguillicaudatus (oriental weatherfish) is the source of this 1902-nucleotide messenger RNA. Lineage: Eukaryota; Metazoa; Chordata; Actinopteri; Cypriniformes; Cobitidae. The record is from RefSeq and is a predicted model, not a curated record.